AAAAUAAAAUUGCUAUGAUAAACCCUUUCUUGCCGCUUCCUCAAACUUUUUAAAUCAAUUUCUAGGAACUUGACUUUUUUUGCGUGAUUUUGACGCCAACAGUGAAAUCCGAAAGUAACUUCUAACUUGUAUUGGUUGGUGAUUUGGCCAACUUGAUACUCAGCCUCCCGUGACCUUGGAGCCACCACCACCUCUUUUCCAUCUAGUAGAACUGUAGAUUAUCAACAGCCAACAGCGCCAAUUGGCAAUUUGACUUUAUUCUCAAUCUCAAUCAUUAUUUUUGAAACCUUUUCUUUCGGUUAUCAGAAUUUAUCCCUCAGAACUUCUUAUCUAGUGCCAGCUAAUUUCUCAUCAAUAUGAGUUCAAGUGAAGUCGAUCCAAUAACUUCUGACCCAUUCGAUCAAGCUGAUGAUGAUGAUUAUGACUUGUAUACUUCAGCUAUUGGGGACUCGAUGAAAACAUCGCAAGCUGAACCAAUGUUACCAAAUAAUCAGGCUCCUGCAACCUUACCAUCAACACCGUACGAAAAUGGAUCGCCAAGUAUCGGAGUUCAGAGCCCCCAGGCACCGAAAAAGAGUUUACAUUCCUUUGAUGAAGCAGAAGAGGACCAGUACAUUGAUAUUAGUGUCACUGAGCCCAGUAGGAAAGGUGAUGGAAUGGGAUCAUACGUAGAGUUCCAGAUCAACACCAGAACCAAUAUCAAGUUAUUCAAAGCACGUAGUUUCAGUGUCAGAAGAAGAUUUAGUGAUUUCUUAGGUGUUCAUGACAAACUUGUGUCUAAGUAUCUGCGAGCUGGCCGUAUCAUUCCACCUGCCCCAGAAAAAAGCGUCAUAGGAAUGACAAAGAUUAAGAUGUCAUCAUCAGCACAGCCAGAACAGAACUCAUCAUCUGAGUUCGUCGAAAGACGAAGAGCAUCUUUAGAACGCUAUCUGAAACGAACUGCCCUUCAUCCUGUCCUAAGAAUCGAUCCUGAUUUUAGAGAAUUUCUGGAAGCAGACCAUGAAUUGCCGAAAGCUCAUAAUACGUCCGUGCUUAGUGGAGCUGGUGUAAUGCGUCUUUUUAAUAAAGUAGGAGAAACUGUCAACAAAAUGACAUAUAAAAUGGAUGAAAGUGAUCCGUGGUUUGAAGAAAAAACUCAGUACAUAGAGCAACUCGAUUGUAACUUGCGAAAUUUGCACCUCAGUGUUGAAACAUUAGUAAUGCAUCGAAAGGAUCUUGCUGUGUUCAUUGCCUCUUUUGCUAAAAGUGCUGCAAUGCUAAGUAACUGCGAAGAACAUACCAGCCUAAGUCGAGCUCUCUCCCAGCUUGCUGAGACGGAAGAAAAGAUUGAAGCUCUCCACAAUGAACAAGCCAAUGCAGAUUUCUCAAUAUUUUGUGAAUUGUUAAAGGACUACAUAGCUCUUGUUGGAGCCAUCAGAGAUGUUUUCCAUGAAAGGGUCAAAGUUUACCAGACGUGGCAACACUCGCAAUUAAUGCUAAACAAGAAACGGGAACAGAAAGUGAAAAUGGAACUGAAUAUGCGAACUGACAAAAGUAGCACUGCUAAUCAAGAAGUUGCUGAGUGGGAGGCCAAAGUAGAAAGGUGUCAAGAAGAAUUCAACAGUAUCUCUAAAAUGAUUCGUGAGGAACUGGAGCAGUUUGAUGUAAAUCGAGUUAAAGACUUCAAAGAAACUAUUAUCAAGUAUCUAGAAUCUAUGUUAGAUCAUCAACAGAAUGUCAUGAAAUGUUGGGAACAAUUUUUACCUGAGGCUCAGCUUAUAUUGGUCCAAGAUGAAAUGUCCCGAUCGGUGAAGUAAACGAGAGUAUUUGUACAGUUUAAGCUUUUCCCGAGUAAAACGUAAGCUCAUGCUCUAUUUAUUGUUGAAUUUUUCACUCGCUAUGCAUUUAAAAUCAACUUGAACUUUCUCCCUCUCACUCCUUGUUUAUAACUCCAAAAACAUUAAUCCAAAUCAACCUAUUUUUUGUUACUUCAAAGUGAAAAUUUAUUCUACUAUUUGUUACCUUUUUUUUCCUUGUGUUUUAUACUGCUCUCAAUCCUGUCUACUUUUUCUUUGUAUGCAUUUUUUAUUCUUUUUUUUUUUCACUGGAACGUCAAAAUUUCAGGUCAACUUUUUUUACACGGAAUCAGCGAAUAUUUUCGUAAUUGUUCAUUCACAUCGUAUUUCUUUCUAAUUUGUAUGCUAUUUUGUAUCCUUUUGUAUUAAUAUCCAUACCACCAUGUAUUUGAGCUCUCAUAUGGUUCGUUUGUAUUUUUAACUCGAACUACUGCCCAUGAAUAACAGUUAGAUGAUCGUCAGUCAAAAGAGGUUCAGGAUGUCUGUCCAGCCAGAAAACUGACAUAACAGUUUUUACUGAAAAUUUUUGGGGAUUUAAUGUAGAAGACUGGGAUUUUUUCCCUUUCUCAAUUUUUCAUGAUCUUGGUGCUCCUCACCUAAGAGAACAAAGAUUUUGGAUUGAGAACUUCAAAGUUGAAUGUAAAAUUAUCGGUAGAAGUUGUUCCUUUCUCUCACAUGUUCGUAGAUCAUCAAUUAAAUUAUCAGAAAAUUUUUGUUAUUUUAGCUGAGAAAACUAGGAAAGUUUUUUUAUAAAAAGCUGUAGACACCGUGGAUUUAGGAAAGUAAUUGAAUGCUACCUCCGAAGUCUUUUGAAAUAAAACCCAGCCGUAGAGAAAAGUAUGAAGGAAAGAAGCCUAGGAGAAGGUUUUUUCUCACUGGUCAGCAGGAGUCAUCAGGUUUCAGAAAAUCCAAUGAAUAACAUAGUGUCUGAUUGGCUAAAACUCAUCGAAGGUGAAAGUAAAAAACACUAACUUCAGAUGUAAUGCCUUAAAAUGGCUGUUGUCAUAUUAUUCUUUUCAAGGCUACGGAGUGAAAGUCACGGUUAAAAAUUUCCUUAGACUAUUUUGUACAAUACGAAGAAAAAUCAAUUAAUUUUCUGGAACAAAAUGUUGGUGUUUCUUAAAGAAAAAAUUAAAUCUGGAAAGAAAUUUGUAUAGUUGCGAAGCAAGACACGUGUUUCUUACUUUCAUCAUAGUGUUCAUAUUUUGUUUGGACGGUCAUGCCUAUUUAUUUAUUUAUUUAUUUUUUGUUGUAAAAUGACUAACGUUUAUUCUUCUCCUUAAAACUGAUGUGAGGCAACUCUGUUAUGAAACAACGGCCAAUGGAUUUCUAAGUGCUGAUUUGCUGAUUGGUGGAAAAACCACGAAAUGAACCUUGUCUCAGUUUCUUAGUUUGUCAUUCCAUUUAAAGUACAAAACUCCAAACGUGAAACUGUGAGUCCAAACAUGACCCUUUUUACAAAGGUAGGCAAGAACCAAUCAUCAUUGAAUUCAACAUUCAUCAAAAAUACUGAAUCUAACGUAGAACUCACAUAAUUAAGUAUUAGAAUCUGCUGUUUCGCUCAUUCCUCCAAUUUGUGAAACACUCACUCGAUGUACUUAUGCAGAGUUAAAAUUAGGUUUUAAAAUUUUAUUUUACUCAUUUGUUUUUCUUUAAUGAAUAUUUUUCACUUCCUUUCAUAUGGCUGGCAUCUAUGGAAAAGGAACCAAUUAAAUGGAGUUGUUCAUUAAUGCCCCCAUAUACUUAGAAAGAUCGAUGGCAGGUUUACCUAUACACUCGGACAUAAGCAAAAGAACUUGGUUCCUUCACAUAAAUGCUGCCUAUAUUUUAAUGCACCCUCCAUUAAGAAGCCAUCUCAUAUAUUUAUGCUGAGAUUGCUAGUUCUUCCAAGAUUUUAUCAUGUUUCUGUUCUGUAUUUUUACACUUGUUUUUUAUACAAUUUCAGGGUUACAACCUGUCAUAACCUCUAUUGGUUAGCGAAAGUUUUAAUCGUUAAUCUAAGUAUUCUUCCUAAAUUUUUACUGUAGCACAGCCAAAGUUCACAAAGGAAAAAUUAAUUUUUGACUUUUUGGAAUAUUGCUGAGAUCCCCUCAACUAAAGUUUUUGAAGAAAAAAUUUGAUAUCUCAACUUGAAGACCUUGUAUCUCCAUUGCAGUAUUUCAAUAGUUCCCCUCCCACUUUACUGUUAAGGAGGAAAACGAGACAACUUUAUUACUUGUAAUUUUCACAGGAAAUUCUUCUCAUAGAGAAAAAUGAUCCAGGCUCUUCUUAAAGAAUUAAAUCGCUUAGUUUUUUGCAAUCUUAAUAGAGUCCAUGCCAAAUAAGUUUUAGCACUUUCAGACUGCCAUAAAAGAUUGUCUGAAGUCAGUUCAGCAUUGAAAGUAAAUGCAAGAAUCAAGAUAGCGGAUUGUCUGUUGCUGUCUAUAAGUGCAUAAACUUAUUUGGCGUGGAUUCUAAGCUAAAAAAAAUUUCAAGAAGUUGUAAAUGGGUCAAAUCUGCUAUAAUUUCUUGAUCGAUAAUGCCUGAAAUUACCAUUGAUGUUGGAAAAAUUAGAGAGUGUAGAUGGGUGGGGUGAACGUAAGCCGAUACUACUACCUGGAAUAGUGGGGGAGAGCAAAAAAAAUGAGACCGUAAGCAGGAAGACUCUUUUUUUAAAAUUUAUACUUUCAUAAUUUAGUCGUAUUUCCAUGCAUAAAAAAGAGCUAUGAAGAGAUGCAAUACAAGUGUAAAGCCGGAAGUCUCAAUCAUCGGAAAAUGCUUUGAUAAUUAUUUUUACUUAAAAAAUGCCUUUCUGAAUUCUUCAGAAUCUCAGUUUUUUGCACCUACUCCUUUGUUAGCAAGAUCUUUUAUUUACUGCUUAAUGAUGUUUUAAUUGUAUUUUAUCAUUUUAUCUAACAAUUUUAUUCAAAUAAUUGUUAUCAUUAUUUUUUCCCUUAUUUCUAAAACAUUUGUUAUCAUUUUUUUCCUCAAAAUCACUUGUGAUGUGAUUGCAUUAAAAAUCACACUAUCCAUGUGUAACUUCAUGUAUUUGUUUUCAAACGGAUCAUAAACAUGUGAUAUUAAGUAAAUAAACCAUUUAAUGUGUACA
Molecule: messenger RNA, 4923 nt
Organism: Bemisia tabaci
Lineage: Eukaryota; Metazoa; Arthropoda; Insecta; Hemiptera; Aleyrodidae
Gene: Snx1
Product: sorting nexin 1
Biological process (GO): early endosome to Golgi transport
Cellular component (GO): endosome; endosome membrane
Molecular function (GO): phosphatidylinositol binding
Source: RefSeq, a predicted model, not a curated record